CGUUGCGACUCCGUUGCAACCUGGAAAAAAAAAGUUUAAAGAUUGCUAAAACAGAAUAAAGAUUUGCGGUUUUCCUUCUUUCCAGCACUGUAAAUAUUUAUUUUGAAGGAAAUGUGUACAGUAGAACCCCUGUCAUACACUUUUCAACGGAGGGCACAAAAAUGGUGUAUGAUGCGGGAAAGUGUAUGAAAAGGGAAUGGCAAUAAUACAAUUUUUUUCCAAUCUAGCAUACCAGCACAAUGUCAGAUUAAACAUAAAUACAUAUGCGUAAAUAAUUGCAUUAUAUUAAUAAAAUAUAUGAAUUCAUCAAUAUAUAUAUAUAUAUAUUUAUAAAAUAAAACCACCAAAAAUGUAAAAUACAGUCCAUAAUCAAGUAAAGCUGACAUGAGAAACAGUGGCCUUACAAAAUGUUAUGAAGUCCUUUCUUGGAGGAAGGGGGAAAAGUCACCAAGCCUAAAUUAAAAAUAAAAAUAAAUUAGGCUAUUGUAAAAAAAAUCAUAACUUUUUGCUUGUUUGUUUUAUUUUAAAAACAACUUUAAGCAACUAAACAAUUUUCAAUAAAAUUUUAAUUUGAGAAACGUAAAAUACAAAACAAUCCGAUCGUAAGAAAAUAAUAACAAACGGGUAUAUUCAGUUCGAAGAUUAAUGAAUGCACAAAAUAUGAGAUCCGUGCCUUGGUAAAAUGUGUGCACCAUUUUCAUAAUCAUUGCUAGUUUGCGCCACUAGUCUCGCUUCGGUGCUGGCUAUAGAUGCUACUAACGAAGUGCACAGCAGUGCUGCCAGAUCUACUGAAAUUUCAGUAGAUCUACUGAAUUCCGGGAUCGUCUACUGAACUACUGAAAAAAGUCGAAAUCUACUGAUAUUUUGCACUUUCUUGCCAUUAAUUUAAAUUUUACUAUGUAUAUUCAUUUUAAGUAAAUAGUAACAUCUUUUUUUUUUUUUUUUUUUUUGUUUUCACGCAACGGAAAUCAUAGAGAAGUGCACACAAGUGAUGUGUAUUGACAUUGACAUGUUUAAAGUAAACUACAGCCUUAAAGUAGUCGUCAUGCUCAUGUUCAGCAGCGUUUGUGAGUUGUGACCAUAGGUACAAGAACAAAAUAUCUGUGCCGAAUGUUGCGUCUCCAUGUUAUCCAUUCAUCUGUGGUGUUACCAAUCUAUAAUUGAAUAUUGUUUGUUUUGAUAUCUGUUCUCUCAUAUUUGAUGUAACCUAAACCAAGUAACUCAUUAUAGUUUAUAGAUCAUGGAAAGUGAUACAAAUCCAAGUUGUUCCAGCAGUGAAAGUUCAGUGAGUGCGAAAAAACGAAAAUACCUUCAGAAAUAUAAUGUUAGUUGGGAGAGCAAUCCAGCAUUUACUGGGUGGCUUUCUAUAAGUAAAAAGGGUGAGGGCUAUGCAUACUGCAAAGCAUGCAUGUGUGAUUUAUCUGCGAGUGCUGCAGGCAAAGUGGAAAUUGAAAAACACUCUAAAGGUAAGAAACAUCUUACAAAUGUUACUGCUGUUUCUAAGCAACAUACACUGCUUGAUAUGCCUUCAAUGAAUAAGAAGAUUAAACUAGAAACACAAGUUAAAGAAGGGGAAAUACGAUUGGCAGCUUUCCUAGCAGAACACAAUCUGCCUUUCAACAUCAUGGAACACCUUCCCCAGCUUAUAAAAUCUGUUUGUCCUGAUUCAACUGUUGCAAGUCAUUUGGUUUGCAAACGAACCAAGGCAACAGCUAUUGUUAAAAAUGUUACUGGAAAAAUCAGUAGUCAAAAUCUAAACAAAGUGCUGCAAGAAAAUAAAUUUUCAAUCAUUGUUGAUGAAAGCACUGAUAAGGGUUGCAUAAAACAUUUGUGUAUAGUGGCAAGAACAGUGAAAGAUUGUACUGUAAGUGAUGCAUUUUUUGGACUUAUACCUGUGCAGGACGCCUCUGCUGAGAGUCUGUAUAGGCACAUAACCAAUGCAUUGAAUGAUGCUGGAAUAGCAUAUAAAGAUAAUAUGGUAGGGUUAGCAUGUGAUGGAGCUAAUGUGAUGACUGGAAAACACAAUUCACUUUCAACCAGGCUUAUUCAAGAUAUUCCAAAUCUAUUUGUCAUGAAAUGUGUACAGGGUUCUACUGUAUGUCACUCAUUUCAUCUGUGUGCAAGCUAUGCAUGCAUGAAACUCCCUAGGGCAGUUGAGGACCUCGCACGAGAUGUGUACAACUACUUUCAGUCCAGUCCAAAACGUAUUAGCAGCUUUGUUGAGUUUCAAGUUUUUGUUAAUAUCAAACCACAUAAGAUGUUACAUCCAGCCCAGACCCGGUGGCUGUCCUUACAAGCAGUAGUAGUUAGACUUUUGGAGCAGUAUGAAGCUCUCAAGCUGUUUUUUACUAAUGCUGUUAUCACUGAUCGUUUACAAGCAGCAGAGACUAUUCUGAACAUGUUAAAUGACCCAGUUCAGAAGCUUUAUCUUGCUUUUCUUGAUUUUGUUCUCGAACUGUUCAAUAAACUUAACAAACAAAUGCAAGCAGAAAAGCCUCAAAUACAUUUAUUGUAUGCAUCUGUGUCAUCAGUAGUGCAUACAUUACUUGACUGUUUCAUUUCAGAAGACCAUUUAAAAUCAACUGCAAUAGAAGAUGUGCAGUUUAAAAAUCCAAAAUAUUUUUUACCUCUUGAAAACAUGUACCUAGGUGCAAAGGUUAAUUCAUUGUUGGCAAAAGGCAUGGCUGGGUUAACAAAAGAAGCACUUCAUGGAUUUAGAAUUCGGUGUUUGGAGUUUUUUAUUGAGGCAGCAAGUCAGAUAUACAAGCGUUUUGACUUUGGAAAUGUGUUACUAAAGGAAUUUGAAAUUUUAGAUCCAAAGUGUGUUAUACAAAAGAAAUUGAGAUCUAUUGCUCAUCUUGCCUGCAAAUUCCCAAACAUUGUCGCAGAUGAUAUGAUACAAUCCUUGGACACGGAGUGGCGACUUCUACGGAACCAUGAAUUCACUUUUGAUGAAAACAUAUCAACCGAGGAAUUUUGGCUUUACGUUAAGAAUCUGAAAACUGGGGAUGGUUCACCUAUGUUUCCGAAUCUUAUUGCUUUUAUUGAAGCUUUGUUAUGCUUGCCCCAUUCUAGUGCAACGGUUGAAAGAAUUUUUUCAACAGUAAACAUUAUGAAACCAAACCAGCGCAACUCACUUUCUACAGAAACACUCAUUGGGCUUCUACAUACAAAAAGGAUGCUGUCAAAUUCAAAUUGUUUUGAGUUUCCAGUUACAGGUGAACUACUGAAUGAAAUGACUGCAUCAAUGUACGAGACAAAAAAAAUGAACUGAAAAUGUAAGCUGAAAACUAAUUUAGGAUUUGUGCUUGACAGUUUGAAUUAGCUGUAAUUUUGAAGAAAAAUGAAAUCUUAUAAUUUUAGUAUCAUUUUGUCUUAUUGCAUUUUUCAUGUAUUUGCUUUUUGAAAUGAGUAGAAAAUAGAUGUUAUUGUUAUGGUACAAUUUUUUCACAUUAUAUUAUAGCAUGUUGUUUUUUCAAGGAUAAACUGAUAGAAAGCUGUAGAUAACGGAUAUAAAUAUUUUAUGCUAAAAUUACAAUUGCUUAACACUUUUUGACGCAAUAUUAGUGUUCUUUUGCGUGUUGUGAAAAAUCUACUGAAUUUUUUCCAGAUCUACUGAAUUUUUCUACUGAUAUUUUAAAAUUUCAUCUGGCAGCACUGGUGCACAGUCUUCCUGAUACUAUCCAUAUCUAUGGUGAUAUAAAGUUAUUUUCUUACAUUUGCAAUGGUAAACAAUGAACGUUUUUCAAAAUAAAAGCAUUAAAACGUAGUUUAUAAGGAGAAAUAUAAAAAAAAUAUUUGUGAAUUUUAGGGCUUUUACGCUUCGUAAAAACGUAUGAAACGGGAAAUUAAUGAUUUUAUAAGUGUGUGUUCCGGGAAAGUAAACCAUUUGUAAAAGUACUUUCGGCGGGACCAAGAUUAAUUGGCGUAUGACACGGGAAAAUGUAUGAAACUAGAACUUAUCAUUGAGGUUCUACUGUAUUAGGUUCAUUAGCUGAUUGAUUUGAGGUUAUGUUAUAUCUAGUAAAGAUAAACUUAAAAUUCCCGAAAAUUUUGGGAAAUUUAUUUUCCCUCCUGACGGGAUAAAAGCCUCUAUGUUCCCAAAAUUUUUCCCGAAUUUCGGGAUCCCGCACAGGCCUAGUUUAAACAUGUAUAAUUGGAAAAUAACAGGUUAUCUUAACGAAAUCUUAAUUUCUGUGAGCAAAUGUGUGAAUUCUCUUUAAAACGAUACCCCACAAGUAUGGAUGCGAAAACCGAUUGCGUCAAAACAACCAGAAUACCCUAACCAAAGGCCGCGGCCGACGCAGCAUUGUCCUGCUAUCUAUUGUCGACGCGGGCUGUCUGCUGGCGGCCAUGUUGGUUCGGGAUGUUGCUAACAGGCGCCGCUAGUGUAGUACAACAAUUUAAUUCCUUACAAAAAAGCAGGAUUACGGCAACACACGUAAGAAGAGUCUAGCGACAGCAACUACCUUCCUGCAACUGCGGCACCGCUUACGCUCGUUCCGGGGCCGGCUGCCGCAUCGCUCACGCUCGUUCCGGGGCCGGCGGCACGAUCAUAUAUGUCAUCUGAAACUUCUAUUAGUCAAAUAUGGCCUCGUGGCUGAGCGCUUAGCGGCGCUAUCAUCUAAUCGUAAGGUUGCCGGUUCGAAUCCCGGCAGGUGCGAAUUUUUUUUUGUACUUGUAAAAAUAAAUACGAGCACGUAUAAUUUCAAAAGUAAUAAAUAUAUUUGAAUAAUGAAUGCAAAUAAAAGUAAAUUUAUUAAUUAAAUUGUAAUUUUCAGAUAAGGACAUGAUAACUAAUGGUCAAUUAGGUUAGGUUAGCUACAUUAUAAAUACUUUAAAACUUUGUGGACGGUUGAUUUGGUUAGGAUAGUUACAUUAAAGAUACUUGGAAAUCAAACAUCCAGGGGGUAGGCGCUCCCGAUCGGCCAACUUCGGAGAGGAUCGGCAUUUGCUGCCAGUUGCAGGACGGUAGCAUUGCUGUCGCUAGACUCUUGUACACACGUAUGCCUCAAACGAAAUAGUCGCUGGAAAACUAUACUUUUUUCAUUUAAAGAAACCUGUAGACUUUUUUUGAAAAUAAAUUUGGGAUUAAACUCAAACCAUCACCACUCCUUUCGUGAACAGAUGCCCCAACAACUGACCGAAACAAAAGUUACAUGAGAACUGUCCUAGCGAUUCGGAAAUAAAUACGGUAGUGCCUACUAUUUGUCAGAUAGUAAAAUAAAUGACGUGACGUGUUUGUAAAUGUGUCACGACUGAAAUAAUUCCAAACAAGUUUAUAAAUAUUUGUGUAUUAUUGACGCGAUCAAUUAGCAACAAGUAUAAAGACAACUCUGACUGAUUUGGCCUAACAUAGUUAUAAACAAUGUUAUUAUUCGUUAAUGAAAAUGUCCCAACAAAUUAAUUAAGAGCAUUUAUAUUAUAAAAAAAAGGUGCACAUUGUUACGUUUAAUGGUGUAAAAAAAUAGAUUUUGUCUAUUUUCUAAAUAAUAAGAAAUGAGUACAAGUAUAUGUAUAUUCAAAGGCUUGGUUUAUUCGAGUCGAGCAUACCUUGGCCUUGAAGCCAAGCGGAAGUUUGAUAAAAGAAAGAAAGGACUGGAUUCUAUUUUUAAAGACACGCAUUUAGAUGGCGACUGCAAGACUGAAGAAUGUGACAGGUGUCAACGCCAAUAUGUCUAGUGGUGUGCGAGAGGGGUGGAGAUAAAGCAGACAAAUAACAAAGGCGCGUUUCACGCGAUCACGCCGUAAAUUCCUCAAAAAGACCUCGUUAUAGCCAUGUUCUCGCUAUUACCGUGCUCGCUAUAACGGGAUUCUCCUGUACCUAACUAUAGUCCAUCCACGGUAACCUCCUACUUUUCUGAAGCCCUGCUUUUCACCGGAUCUACUUUAAUGUUACUAUGUAUCCUUCCGCCGUAUGUAAACAAAAACAUUGCCAUGUGACAUGUCAAAUGGUUUGUUUACAAUCACCAGCUGUCAAAACAAUG
Molecule: messenger RNA, 5987 nt
Organism: Bacillus rossius redtenbacheri
Lineage: Eukaryota; Metazoa; Arthropoda; Insecta; Phasmatodea; Bacillidae
Exons: 2
Coding region: 1241-3274 (677 amino acids)
Molecular function (GO): protein dimerization activity
Source: RefSeq, a predicted model, not a curated record